Molecule: messenger RNA, 766 nt
Organism: Photinus pyralis (common eastern firefly)
Lineage: Eukaryota; Metazoa; Arthropoda; Insecta; Coleoptera; Lampyridae
Product: putative nuclease HARBI1
Exons: 3
Coding region: 43-519 (158 amino acids)
Source: RefSeq, a predicted model, not a curated record
UCCCCCUUAUGCAUCAGAAGAGACACAUCAUAUGCCCAGGUCAUGAUAUGGUACUUGGCCAAUAUGGAAAGUAUAAGAUCUGUUGCUAAUCGCUUCGCAAUAAGUACAGUUAAAUGUGGAGCAUGGUCUGAUCGGGUGCCAUCGCAAAAUGCUGCCCAAAUCAUAUCCAAUAACUUUCAAAGAAGAUUUGGUAUGAUAGGUGUAAUUGGUGCCAUUAAUGGUAGCUAUGUUCGGAUAAUUGCACCAAGGGAUCAUCAUACGUCUUACAUUAACAGGAAGGGUUACCACUCUGUAUUGCUACAAGGUGUAUGUGCUGCCGAUAUGUUAUUCACUGCUGUGAACACCGGAUUUCGUGGAUCAGUACAUGAUUCAACAUUGUUUAAAAGAUCAGAUCUAUACCAUAAAAUUACUACAGGUGGUGUAGAAAUGGGAAAUUUGUACUGGAUUGGGGAUAAAGCAUAUUCCUUACACACCUAUUUAGAGCGACAAAAAAAUUAUAAUCUUGUUCUAGAGCGGUAAUUGAGAAUGCCUUUGCAUUUUCUUAAAGGUCGUUUCAGGCGGCUUAAAUAUAUCGAAACUGUAAAAUUAGAAUAUAUUGUGCUAUUAAUUAUGGGAGGGACAAUUCUUUACAAUCUAUGCUUAUUAUGCAAAGAUAGAUUUAAAGAUUUAAUAGAUGUGCAUGCUGAGGUAGAGGAAGAAAGAGUAAUUAAUGAUAUUGUAGAAAAUGUAGAAAAUAUAAGAAAUGUAAACAACUUAGGAAUAGCAA